This is a messenger RNA of Ornithodoros turicata, 2774 nucleotides long. RefSeq names its product protein sel-1 homolog 1-like. Gene Ontology annotation, molecular function: protein binding. The record is from RefSeq and is a predicted model, not a curated record. The transcript is spliced from 20 exons. Gene Ontology annotation, biological process: ERAD pathway. Gene Ontology annotation, cellular component: endoplasmic reticulum membrane. The coding region runs from base 253 to 2556 and encodes 767 amino acids. NCBI's taxonomy places the organism in Eukaryota, Metazoa, Arthropoda, Arachnida, Ixodida, Argasidae.
GCGAAACUGGCGAAACCAGCGCCACUUGUGCUCGCUUAAUAGGCUGGAAGAAUGCUGCGCAAGUGACGCCCAAAUUACGCUAUGUUGUUACUGUACGUGGCAAACUACGAAUCGUCAAUGUGAUCCCCGCGUAUGGAUAACGUCUCUUGCGCUUCGUUGAGAUGUCCACGUUGUUUGAGAGCGUGACGUAAUGUUAAAUGAACAAAAUUUACUCUCCAGUCGUCCCUGAAGCACAGAUGUGAGACCAGCAAGAUGCGCUGCCUGAGGGGACGGUGGGGUUUUGCGCUGGUGCUCCUACUGCUGAGCAGUGCAGCCCAGUUGUCGGCAAGUGAUGCAGAUUCAGAGGAAGCACCCAAUGAAAAUAAAGGGGAAGAGGAAAAAACGCAGUCCACUUUACAGGCACCGCCUUCGUCAGUGACGUUGCCACCGCUACGGGAACGGGAAAGCAAAACCGGUUCGCAACCCGAUUCAUCGACCGACGAACACAGGCCACAGCCACGUUUCGAUUCCGUCACCAGAGACCCCCGUCGCGAUUCCGAGGUCACCGAGAAUGACCCGGCACCCUCUUCGUCGGCGACACCGCUGAAAGAGCCGGAAAACGAGAGGAAACGAUCGGAAUCGUCAACCGCCGAUUAUAAACAACGGUCACGUUUUGAACCGACCAGCAAGGAUGCCGUUCACGAUCCUUCCAAGGACAAUCCGACAGUUGAUGCGGUGGAAGAAGGCAGCAUGUCCAGCGCCGGUGGCGAUUUGACAAGUUCAUCCGCCGCUAUCGCGGAGCCUCCGUUGACGGAGGAAGAAAAGAAAGCAAACGCAUUCUAUGACGCGGCCAUGGGGAUUCUGAAUGCCACGAGACCCGACAAAAAGAGAGCAUACGAAAGUCUCGAACAGGCAGCCAAUCUUGGCCACGUGGAGGCCCAGGAGUUGGUUGGGAGGGCGUACCUUUUUGGAGAUGUCUUGCAGCAGAACAUUCACAGAGCCAAGGAACUGUUUGAAGCUUUGGCAGCGAAAGGUGUUCCGUCCGGACAAAUGUUCCUUGGCUUCCUCUAUUCGAUAGGCCUGGGCGUUGACUCGAGUCAAGCUAAGGCACUCGUGUACUAUACCUUCAGUGCACUUGGCGGGAACCCAUUCGCGCAAAUGGCUUUGGGAUAUCGCUACUGGUACGGAACGGGCGUUCUUACCAGCUGCGAAUCUGCCCUCACGUAUUAUCGUAAAGUGGCGAAAGUUGUCGAAGAAGACGUCAACAAAGGCGGAACGAGCGUGAUUCAGAGAGUUCGACUUCUCGACGAGCUGGAGAACCCGGGUUCCAGUUCGGGGCUUCUGGAUGACGACCUCAUUCAGUACUACCAGUUCUUAGCAGAUAAAGGUGACGUCCAGGCGCAGGUUGGACUGGGCCAACUGCAUUAUCAGGGUGGCCGUGGUGUCGAACAGGACCACUCGAGGGCGCUGAGCUAUUUCACUCAGGCGGCCAACACUGGCAACGCAAACGCUAUGGCGUUUUUGGGCAAGAUGUUCCUGGAGGGUGGCUCUGUGGUGCCCCAGAACAACGACACUGCGCUCAAGUAUUUCUCCAUGGCUGCGGACAAGGGCAAUGCAGUGGGGCAGAGCGGUCUGGGACUGAUGUACCUUCACGGGAAAGGAGUUUCUAAGGACUAUUCCAAGGCCUUCAAGUACUUCUCCCUUGCCGCCAACCAAGGCUGGGUGGAUGGGCAGCUUCAGCUGGGGAACAUGUUUUACGGUGGCAUGGGGGUUCCUCGUGACUACAAAAUGGCCAUCAAGUACUACACCUUGGCCUCGCAGUCGGGUCAUGUGUUGGCGUUCUACAAUUUGGCCCAGAUGCACGCCACGGGAACCGGGACGGUGCGCUCUUGCAACACUGCUGUGGAGUUGUUCAAGAACGUGGCGGAACGUGGUCGUUGGAGUGAGAAGCUGAUGCAGGCCUACACAGACUACAGGGAAGGACGUGUCAACGAGGCCUUCGUCAAGUAUGCUUUCCUUGCGGAGUUAGGCUAUGAAGUGGCGCAGAGUAACGCCGCCUUCAUCCUGGAUAGGGCAGAGACUAACCACUUCCCGAAGAAUGAAACGUUUGCCUGGGCUCUGCUCUACUGGAACAGGGCUGCAACCCAAGGAUACUCUGUGGCACGGGUAAAAUUGGGGGACUACCACUACUACGGUUAUGGCACCAACAUAGACUACGAAACGGCAGCCACGCACUAUCGCCUGGCCUCGGAGCAGCAACACAAUGCACAGGCCAUGUUCAACCUGGGAUACAUGCACGAGCAGGGACUGGGAAUGAAGAAAGAUAUCCACCUGGCCAAGAGGUACUACGACAUGGCUGCCGAGACAAGCGCCGAUGCUCAAGUUCCGGUGGCACUAGCGCUUGUCAAACUAGCACUUCUGUAUAGCUUUCAAUAUUUCAAAGAGCAGCAGCAGCAGUGGGACAAGGUGUUGCCAAAGGUGAGCCCCAGUCAAGUCCUGGGGCCCGACUGGGACCUCUACGUCAUGACCGUAAUGGCCAUACUCUUAGGCGUGCUCCUCUACUUUCGGCGUGUCUAGCGGCAGCCACCCUCGUGCAAUCCAGCUCCUCCGCAGCUGCAUCUCCUAGUCUACAUCAUCUCCAUUCUGCUUUACGACGAUCUGCCAGAGUACCAGACUCGAACGUCUCUCAGUGCGUGCUCACGUGUUCAAAUGCUGGUGACAGAGGCGUACUCCGAACUUAAAAGAGACUGCACAAGUAUAAAUAAAUUUGAGACUCGUACUUGUUUGCGCUUGAA